Messenger RNA from Anthostomella pinea, 1041 nucleotides. The record is from the annotation of a GenBank genome assembly. Lineage: Eukaryota; Fungi; Ascomycota; Sordariomycetes; Xylariales; Xylariaceae.
AUGCCCGUCACGAAGAGAGCUGAGCUGCUUGAGGACGAGGAGUUGGGGGCAUUGGAAGACAAGACGGAGGCCCUCACUCUUCACUCGAAGCGGACCGAGCGCUCACGCAAGAAGCAGGGCGCAAAGAAGGCCAAGAAAACCAACAACCAGCUGCGGGAUCUCCUAAAUCUGCCAUACGAGCUCAUCCUCGACGUUAUCGAGCUGCUCAGGCCCAGCGACUUGUUCCGACUUCAACGAACCAACAAGUUCUUCCACGUCUCCAUCGCCCUAGAGGAGAGCAAGCUCGCUAAGGCUGUCAGCAGCUUGCGCUACGAGUGCCUCGGGCAAUGCUUUCGCCUUCCAGCUCUUGUCUCCGACAUAGAUCCAGACAUACUAUCUCUGCUGCAGAUCCCCGAGCGCGACAGUCUUCUCGCCAUUCACAAGAAACCCUACCAGCACAUCCUACCUCCGGACCCCACCGAGGUCUGCACAUGUCUCACCUGUGUGCUACGCUGGUCAGCACUUUGUCUCAUUGUCGACUUCGCGCACUGGCAAGAUCAUCUGGAGCGUGGCGAGCCAAUCCCAAUCAUCCCGCGGGGUAAGAAUCCGGAGUGGAACCAAGCGCUCAUAGCCGACAAUGCGUCCAUCGUCCGCAGAGCAAUGCACAGUCCUCUGUGGCACGCGCUAUUGCUAGAGGCUCACCUUGACUCGAUAACAAAAUCCAUCAGUCGCCAUGCAGCAAACAAGGGCAAUCAGCGACCACGUUUUCGAAUGACUCGAGCAGACGUCGACUCAGGAACUGAUGGUUUCCUGUCUCGGAGUGGUCCUGCUUCACUCGACUUCCCAUACCACAGGGACAACUACUACAUGCUUGAAGCCUACGCACCGAACAGAGGAUGGAAUGUAAUGAGAUCACGCUGGGCGUAUCUGCCUUCCGAUUUCCACGACAGAGAUAUCGCUUUCGUUGUCCGAUGGGCUGAACGCCGAAGGGAAUUAGGACUCAGUCCGGUUAUUUCGGGAGGAAGGGACAUGGAGCAGGAUCAAAGUGUCCAGGUUCAAUGA